Ostertagia ostertagi is the source of this 849-nucleotide messenger RNA. The record is from the annotation of a GenBank genome assembly. Lineage: Eukaryota; Metazoa; Nematoda; Chromadorea; Rhabditida; Trichostrongylidae.
AUGUUUUCAUUGUGGAAUAUUCAUUGUUCGCUCUCCUUAUUUUUUCACAGCGUGUUUAUCAUUUUAUCGACCUUGGGUACCUUUUUUGUUCCCUUUUUUAUCACUUUAUCUUCAGUGAUUGUCCUUACGAAUAAUGCAACCAAGUCACGAGCCGUUUAUGCGAAGAAGCUAGAGAGGCUUGGAUUCAAUCGUAAGCUCGACAAGGCUUCCUUGGUCAACCCAGCUGCGGUUGUUGCUGACACGUUGUGCAGAGCGGGCAUCGUCGGCGACAAAAUGGUCUACUUGAUAGGAUCUCAAGGAGUACGUGACGAAAUGGAUGCUCUCGGUAUUCAGUACUUCGGCCAUGGUCUAGAACCCCGAGACGAUUCUGAUGGGAGUGCCUUCAUAUUCGAUAUCGAUCUUGAAGUAGACCCUUGCGACGUUGGAGCAGUGGUUGUUGGGUAUGAGAAGCAUUUCGACUACCACAAGUUGCUGAAGGCUGCCAACUAUCUGCAGCAUCCACACUGCCUUUUCCUGGCCACCAAUGAAGACGAGACGCCCCAUCGUGGCAGCGGUGCGAUGUGCAUCCUGGUAGGGAACCGACCACUGUCGGAAAGCCGAACACUCCAGCUUUCGAUUACAUCAAAAGGACGAUGGAGGAUCAACCCUGGUCGAACCAUGAUGAUCGGAGACAGGACAAACACCGAUGUGAAAUUCGGUCGGGAUCACGGUCUGAAGACGCUGCUUGUGCUCUCCGGUUGCCACCAACUCGAAGACAUCGCAGAGAAUCGCAUGAAUGGUCACUUUGACAUGGUCCCUGACUUCUAUGCACCUUGUCUGGGAGCUCUGAUGGACGUCAAGAACCCGGGC